AUGAGGAAGUCUGAAAACGAUACAGAUGUUAAAUUCUCCACUGAUUUGGAUGAAAGUAAAAAGGAUUCAAAUUUUGGCGAUAGGUGGGCAUUAUUGCCGCCGCCGAACGAUCUUGAGACAGCUAAAUGUUCUGCAGACUUUAUUGUCGAUUGCACUCGUCGUUUCUCAUCAGAUACAUCACCUCAUGUUACCGUUGAAUGGGUUAAAGCAAUGGAAAACCUUACGGAACAUCUCCCUAUCGGGCUGGCUCACUUGUAUAUUCAUGAUAAAGAUGCAUAUGAGGUCUCUAGCACUUGUCUUGUCACCUGGCUUAUAUCCGGUCUUGAUCUUUCUCUCGCUCUGCAACAUGCCGAUGUCGUUCAUGUGUCUCGACAUCUUUCUGCCUCUGUGAGACUAGCUGGCUUGCUCCUCAGCGCUGCCGCACCCACAGAAUUAGCAAAUAGCCUUCUCUUCUCGUCUAGUUCGAAUAAUUAUCUUGAUUGUCAGUCUCAAAAAUUGCGACCCAGUGCCUUUCAGGUUGGUAUUUGA
Molecule: messenger RNA, 528 nt
Organism: Protopolystoma xenopodis
Lineage: Eukaryota; Metazoa; Platyhelminthes; Monogenea; Polystomatidea; Polystomatidae
Source: the annotation of a GenBank genome assembly